Anopheles merus is the source of this 3569-nucleotide messenger RNA. RefSeq names its product ionotropic receptor 75a (gene Ir64a). The coding region runs from base 625 to 3063 and encodes 812 amino acids. Gene Ontology annotation, cellular component: membrane. Gene Ontology annotation, molecular function: glutamate-gated receptor activity. The transcript has 10 exons. The record is from RefSeq and is a predicted model, not a curated record. Lineage: Eukaryota; Metazoa; Arthropoda; Insecta; Diptera; Culicidae.
GUUCAACACAAACUAUUGCAAUUAUAUACAUACAAAUAAUACAGUAUGAAAGAAGGUCACCUAUGAGCCGCAUUGUCAUGAAUACAGGUAUUCCCUGAUAUACGUUAUUAAUGCGGACCGGGGGCAAUCGCGUAUCUCGAAUAUUAGCGUUAGUUUCGAGGUUUUUAUGUCAAAUUAUAGCUAAUUUUCGUAUAAUUUUACUUGAAAUGGUAGGUUUUAGGCAUCAAAUUAGUUAUUUCACCUGAUUUCAAAUAAUGAUUCAAUUUUGUACCUUUUAAAAUUUUUAAAACUCGACCAAAAGGGAAUUUAUUUUGCAUUUUACAUUUGAUGUGUCAAAUCAGUACAAUUUGCUCGAAGAACUGUCAAAUUAAGAAAAUCGCGUAUAUCCAGUAUGGCGUAUAGCGGGGAAUAUCUAUACAUCUCAAUCUUUUGAGUUUGCCUUAUCUGGCUCUGACGAGAAAGUGCCUACGUUAUAAUACAGUAGUAACAGUAAGUCUGUAUCGUCCAUGCACUUUAUAUUACAAUCAACAAAUAUUAUUUCGCACUACAUACUAUUUUCCAUACUAUAAUGUCGAGGAAGAAGGUACCACUGGUGAAAAUGGUCUCUUCACGUGUCCUUGGACUAUGAUCACCAACAGCACCGAGAAUGGCGAAACGGCUAAACCGAUACAAUCCUUUACCAACGGCACCGAACCGGACGGUGCGAUGGACAGCGACUGGACAGCUAGUAGCAACGGCAGUGAAGCAACCGCCAGCGGCCAUACCUUCGACCUGCUUGCAACAAUGAACGUUAGCAUCAAUGCGGAAAUAACCGUUGCAAGCCCUACGGAUCCAUCCUAUCGGGGAUUCACACUCUAUGAUCUCUGGAAUCCCGGAUUCAUCAGUGGCGGUAAAUUGAAAAUAGAACCGUUGGGCUGCUACUCGCCCGCCAAAGGGCUGCAGAUACCAAAGCGCGAGUCGACCGUCGUUCGCCGACGCAACAUGGACGGACUGCGGCUAAAGAUAAUGACCGUGGUGACACAGAAACCGCACCAACCGUUCGAACUGUACCUAACGACGCCACAGAACACCCAUCUCGACUCUGUCCAUCGCUACAACUACGGGCUGAUGGGCAUGCUGAAGGAAUUCUACAACUUUACUUUCGUCAACCGACGCACCAAGAGCUGGGGAUAUUUGCGGAACGGCAAGUUUGAUGGUAUGAUCGGUGCUUUGUCCCGGCGAGAGGUCGAUCUCGGCGGUUCGCCCAUGUUCUUUCGCCAGGAGCGCCAUCGCGUCGUCAGCUACACUACCCGCACCUUUGUCGAGCGACCGUGCUUCAUCUUUCGCCAUCCGCCGCGCAAUGAUGCGGUAAAGAAUCCGUUCCUGCUUCCGUUCGAAAUAAUCGUGUGGUACUUAAUGGUUGGCUGCGGCUCAAUCCUGGUGACAGUUUUGUGCUUCAGUUUUUUCGUCGAAGAUGCAGUAUCUGAAAGACGCACUUCCUUAGCACCUCAUAUGAUACAAAGCAAUACCUCAAAUGAUGCUACACGUUCGGUUCGAUGCAAUUUCGCCGACGAUGUUACUAACGCGCGACACGGAGCAAUAUGGAAGAAAGCUAUCUUCUCUCACGCUGACGAUGCCGGUGCAACAACGGCAGGCCUCGCGGGAAGAAACGUGUCGCCGGAAACGUGCCUGAAUGAAUCUCUUUUAAACCGUCCUAAGCUGUCACCGAUGCGGCGAAGCUAUUGGCACCGAGAAACGACAGGCAUCAGUUACAACGUUGAUGAAGAUGAUGAUGUGCAGGGAUCUAAGAGCGCAUCAGCUAACGUGCAGCCUGACAUACGCGGGUCUACUUUUUCGGGAUCACAGCCCAGCUUUACGAAUGCAGCCGGCUCAUCUCGACAGCGAUGGAAAAUAUGCCACUGGCUAUAUCCGGUGGAUUGUCGUCAGUUGGUUCCUUGCAACAGUGAUGCUGCGGCUGCUGGUGCUGCUGUUGGUGGUGGCGAUGAUACACUCACGGCAUACAAUUGCCAUAACAAGACCGUCCCAGCAAACAUAUCGUCGACGCAUCGAUUCCAUCCGGGAGACGGAAACGCUGGCGCCAAAUGCAAUUAUAAAGCGGAAAAGGUAUCCAAAAGCAUUUUACUCUUCCUCGGAGGCGUGUGUCAACAAGGUAACUUAGCAAAUGGAAAGCGACGCGCCGGAGGAGCGCCGGCCUUUUUUCUCGUAUUAUUUUCGUUCCAUUUAACAGGAUUAUCCGAGAUACCGCACCUAUCAUCCGGCAGAUGUACGUCAUUUUUCAUCCUGCUCUUCGGCUACCUCAUGUACCAGUACUACUCGGCUAGCAUCGUCGGCACGCUGCUAAUGGAGCAGCCCAAGAGCAUAAAAACGCUGCGCAAUUUGAUUGACAGCCGCCUAACGCUCGGGAUCGAGGAUAUUCCCUAUUCCAGAGAUUACUUUGUGCGUACGACCGAUGCUGACUCACUGGAACUUUACCGAACUCGGAUUGAGUACUACGAGCCGAAAACGGGACGCAAUGAGUCCAACUUCCUAGCGGCCGCCGACGGGUUGCAGCUGGUGCGGGAAGGUGGAUACGCAUUUCAUGUGGCCAUUUCGGCCGCCUACCGCAUCAUCCGGUUGACGUUCAGCGAGCGCGAAAUUUGCGAGCUGAGUGAAAUUGAUAUGUUCCCCGUCUGGUCGCAGUGGAUGGUGGCGAUCGUGCAGAAAAACUCACCGUACCGCGAUGUCAUAACAUACGGAUUACGCCGGUUGAAUGAAGCGGGAUUAAUGCAGCGGCAGAGACACGUCUGGCAGGAAGCGAAACCGAAAUGCGUUCGCCAGAUUGCCCCGACCGAUUUGAUCGUUGGCCUGGAUGCGGUAGUAUCGGCGUUCGUGCUGCUGUGUGGCGGUAUUUGUCUGUCCGUUUGCGUGCUGUUCGUCGAAAUCCUCUGCCAUCGGAUCGAACGUCAUCGCCAUGGAUGUCAUCGCCGAGAGCUGUGGCGAAAUCGUUUUGUAAUGAUGACGAAGCAACCUAGCCUCCCGGCACAGCCCCGGCGCGAUGGUACGGAAUUGUUUUACGUUGAAUAGACUGGCCAGAUUUGACCACGACAAAAUGUGUCUGGUCAGGUUUGUCCUUUAAUUGUAACGGAAUGUGGUAGCAGCAGCAGCAACAGCAUUUUGGUGCUCUUAAGUAGUAGGAAUGUUGAAUGGGAGAAAAUGUAUCGGUCGGAGUACAGAAGAAAUUGCGUUGAAACGCUCAAAUGAAAGGCUUUAUCGGUGGAGAUUGAAGGUAGUAUCGUAGAUGCGUUUUUUGCGUGUUGAUUAAAGUUGUUAGUAAAGCAGGAUUGUUGAGGAAUAAUUAAAAUAACGAAAUAAAAAAACUUAAAAAUUAUGCGCUUUACAGGUAUUGCAAAAUUAUAAAAUGCUUAUAACUUGCAAUUUUCCUUAAAAUAAAAAGAGGUUUAUACUCUUUUUUGUAUUAUUUAGUGCGUUUAAAAUAUGAUAAACAAUCUAAAAUAUCUCUUUCAUCGAACACAUGUAUACCUUAGACACACCAUAUAUUCGAUCAUAUUAAAUUCAAUAUUUAAAAAGAA